AGGCAAAUAAUGCAAGUGUUGGGGUCAACGCACGAUAAAAUUCCACAAGAACUAAACGAUAAGAAGAAAUCAUCUUCAUAGUCUCUCAUCCAAUCUUACAAACUCUCCUAUUUUGCUUUCUAUAUCCAUCGACCAAUGGCAGAAAACAAAACUCUUCCUACUUAUUUCUGCAGAAACUGCGAGAAUCCAUUGGCUCUCGGUGAAGAUAUCAUCUCCAAAAAAUUCGUGGGAGCUUCGGGGCCAGCGUUUAUGUUUUCGCACGCGAUGAACGUGGUGGUUGGACCGAAGAUUGGGAGGAAACUGUUAACAGGAUCGUACGUGGUGGCAGAUGUGAUGUGCAGUAAGUGUGGUGAGACGUUGGGUUGGAAGUAUGUCGAGACCUUCGAUCUUCGACAGAGGUAUAAAGAAGGCAUGUUUGUGCUCGAGAAGCUCAAGUUGACCAAGAGAUAUUGAAACUAUAGUCAAGAAUACGCUCUUGGAGGGGUUAAGUUACCAAAAAAAAAAAAAAGUAAAGGAAACUUGACUAUGGUAUAUUUGUAUGUAUCUUAUUACCUUAUGUUGUAUAAAUUGUAUAUUACCGACAGUGAUUUUAUAUUUUAGUGGAACUUGAUCACUUA
This is a messenger RNA of Camelina sativa (false flax), 617 nucleotides long. RefSeq names its product protein yippee-like At4g27740. The record is from RefSeq and is a predicted model, not a curated record. Lineage: Eukaryota; Viridiplantae; Streptophyta; Magnoliopsida; Brassicales; Brassicaceae.